UGGUCCCUCUAAACCUAAAAAGGUUUUCUUCUUCUUCGCUGCCUGCAACACAAGUCUGCUGCUCUUCCACCGGACCUCCACCGCUACUCCUCCGAUUAUCCGACGGAAGCGCGGGGUCUAGCCUAGCCUAGCCUUCAAUUUAGUAAUCAUUAGAAAAUGCCACUAUAUGAUUGCGUGCUUCUUUUGAAGCCACACGUAAGGAAGGAAGCAUUGAUCGAUUUGGCAUCUCGAGUAGGAAAACAUGUUCAAAAUAGAAAUGGUGUUGUUACUGAUAUUAGAUCGUUUGGCGAAAUUAAGUUGGGUUAUGGUAUUAAGAAGCGCGAAAGCAGAUAUUUUCAGGGCCAGUUGAUGCAGAUGACAAUGAUGGCCACACCCAACAUCAACAAGGAGCUACAUUAUUUGAACAAGGAGGACCGCUUGCUGCGAUGGCUACUUGUUAAACAUCGAAACACGAAAUAUGGGUUGGACUUUCAGCGCGAUGAUGAUGCUAGAGAUGAGCUAAUGAAACUUUCACCUGGUAUCUCUUUUGAUGAUGCGAGUGACGAGGAUGAUGAUGACGAUGAUGUUGAGUAUGACGAGAGCCAAGAGGAGAAGAAAGAACAUUGACUACAUAACGAACUUGAAAGGUCUUCUUUAUCAUAUGGCAAGUGGUAAUUUCAAGCAAACCGUAGGUAUUUCGUUAGAAAUGAAUAGCUUUCCAAAUUUGAACUUCAUUACAUGCUCAAUUUGGAUUUAAGCAGAAGUUAUGCUCUUCAGAUUGAUUAGACUCCUAAAUCCUCAACAUUAUAUGGUGAGAACUGAGAAGCCUUAUAUUGACUGACUCGAUAUAAUUGGAGAAUUUUAGAGGCCUGAAAUUUGUAGGCGAAGGUUCGCUAGAAAAGGCAUUAAUAAUGUAAAAGGUUGAUUAUAAUGUUAGUGAAAGUGGAUAUAUAGGUAGUAGGAUGGUCCAUGUGUUUCCAAUCUUCUCCACUUCUUAUCUUGUGGUCAUAACAGUCAUUUUCUGCUAGAAUUUGCAACUUUAGGAUAAAAAAACCAUAACAUUAGGUUCAGUACUACGAUCUUGGCUCUGUUCGAUAGACAACGCCAUAUAUCAUUAGCAUCAGUAUGAAACAAUACUAACCGGUUUAGUUAUUUUUUUGCAUACUUGUUGAAAACAUUCACACCUUUAUCAGCCAUUCUAAUUUAAUCGUCUAAGUUAAUUUUA
Molecule: messenger RNA, 1204 nt
Organism: Mercurialis annua (annual mercury)
Lineage: Eukaryota; Viridiplantae; Streptophyta; Magnoliopsida; Malpighiales; Euphorbiaceae
Exons: 3
Coding region: 157-606 (149 amino acids)
Biological process (GO): translation
Cellular component (GO): ribosome
Molecular function (GO): small ribosomal subunit rRNA binding; structural constituent of ribosome
Source: RefSeq, a predicted model, not a curated record